CAAGAGCUCAGAGUUACAGACCUGUCCACUGAGGAGAAACAGAAGGAGAGGGGAGGGCAUAAGAAGAAGAAGAGACACCUGAGAAAGAGUGAGACAAAAUAAGAAAGAAACUCAUCAAUAGGAAAUUGGGAGUUAGUAAAUUAUUAAAGGAGCUGAGAAAUAAAUCGAGAAGGAAGACAGGAGAAAGUGUUUCUUCAAAGAGAGAAUUUAAAGUAACCUUCUGAUCCAUCUCUGAGGAAGGACAGAUUCCAGAAUGUUCCUCUUUCUCCUGUUGUGUACGUCCGGUCUUCUGCUGCGAGGGGACGCUCAGGACCGAGCUGCUCUGUGGAGGGGGAAUGAUCGCAGUGGACGAUGCCAGUACACCUUCAAUGUACCCAGCCCCACAGAGGCCAGCUGCCCGCAGACUGGAGGCCCCGAAGUGGAGGGCUUAAAGGCUAGACUCAGCCUGCUGGAGGUGCUGGUGUCCAGGCUGACUGGAGGGGACACUGGGGGUCCUCAAGGGGCCACAGCUAGAGAUCAGACUGAGCUUCAUAAGUCACUGAACCGGGUCACGGGGGAGAGGAACCUACUGCAGGGGGAGAAGGAGCGUCUGGAGCAGGAGUUGCUGGGGCUUCAGCGCAGGAUGGAGGAGAUGAGGAGGGAGACGGAGAGGCUGAGGAACAAACCCUUGUCCUCUGCAUACCCCUGCGGUGCCGCCGAACCCCCCUCUCAGGACAGUGGCCUUGCAAGACCUGCUGGGGGUUCCAGGCCGUCGCACCUGAUCACCAGGCCCAACAGGCAGGGGGACAGCAGCAGUUUGAGAGACUCAGCAUGGGAGAUUGGACCUCAAGGUUUCCAGGAGCUAAAGGCCGAGGUGACGGAGGUCCCCGCUCCAGACGGAUCUGAGGAAAACACAGGUUGUGGGGAUUUGAUCUCAGUUGGUGAGCCUGUCACUCACAGGAAGGCAGACACCAUAGCUGGUAAAUAUGGAGUUUGGAUGCAGGACCCUGAGGCUGUCUCCCCAUAUGGACCCAACAUGAUCUGGCGCAUCGACACCAUAGGCUCUGACGUCAGGCAGCUGUAUGGAUAUGAAGACAUGGAACAACUCACUAAAGGCUUUCCAUCCAAGGUCCUGCUGCUGCCGGAGCUGGUGGAGAGCACUGGUUCCACUCUGUACCGGGGCUCUCUGUACUAUCAGAGACGUCGUAGUCGUUCCCUGAUCCGCUUCGACCUGGCCUCAGAGAGCAUCGCAGCCCGCCGUGACCUCCCCCACGCUGGCUUCCACGGCCAGUUCCCCUACUCAUGGGGCGGAUACACGGACAUCGACCUGUCUGUGGAUGAGCAGGGUCUUUGGGCCGUCUACUCCAGCAGCAAAGCCAAAGGAGCCAUCGUGAUCUCUCAGCUGGACCCAAACAGUCUGGAGGUGAAGAAGAGCUGGGAGACCAACAUCAGGAAGAACUCGGUGUCAAACUCCUUCAUCAUCUGCGGCAAGCUGUACACCGUGGCCAGCUACACGUCCCCCGACACCAUCAUUAACUACAUGUAUGACACUAGAACCAGCCAGGGGAAGUCCGUGGCCAUUCCCUUCAAGAACAAGUACCGCUACAACAGCAUGAUCGACUAUAACCUGGCUCAGAGGAAGCUGUUUGCCUGGGACAACUUCCACAUGGUGUCCUACGACCUAAGGCUGGGCCGCCAGGAGUGACUGAAUUAAAAAAGUGACAUUUGCUCUGUUUCUGCUUCAAAGACUCAGAGUUUUAGAGCAUAUUGUGUAUCUGGUAGUAGUAGUUACAGUCUAAUGCCAAAACCAUCUGUAUCAACGUGUAGAAGACCCUCCUACCAAAAAUGAAGACGUUUGAGGAACUCCCCAGGUGGGCUUUUGCUGUGGAACGGCCCACAGUUAUGUUUUUAGAGGAAUUAUUUUUGUACCGCCUUUAAUUCAGAUGUAUUAUUUUGUUGUUUUCUUGAUAAGCUUUAUAUAUUUGAGGACUGAAAGAUGAUAUCUAAUACACACAUACACUCCCUGUUUCCACCUGCCUAUAUAUUUUCCUUAAACUGCUCCCUCACUCAGCAUGUAUUGAAUAUUGCAUGUAUUGUACAAUGUAGUCAACAUAAUGACUUAAUGUUCAAAACCAUCAUGAAAUAAAGUUCCUAAAUUACCAA
This is a messenger RNA of Eleginops maclovinus (Patagonian blennie), 2142 nucleotides long. RefSeq names its product myocilin (gene myoc). NCBI's taxonomy places the organism in Eukaryota, Metazoa, Chordata, Actinopteri, Perciformes, Eleginopidae. Gene Ontology annotation, cellular component: Golgi apparatus. The record is from RefSeq and is a predicted model, not a curated record. Gene Ontology annotation, biological process: osteoblast differentiation; signal transduction.